Elephantulus edwardii (Cape elephant shrew) is the source of this 1356-nucleotide messenger RNA. It is a transcript of the gene ELOA, whose product is annotated as transcription elongation factor B (SIII), polypeptide 3 (110kDa, elongin A). Gene Ontology annotation, molecular function: protein binding. The transcript has 11 exons. Gene Ontology annotation, biological process: transcription elongation by RNA polymerase II. Gene Ontology annotation, cellular component: nucleus; elongin complex. The record is from RefSeq and is a predicted model, not a curated record. Lineage: Eukaryota; Metazoa; Chordata; Mammalia; Macroscelidea; Macroscelididae. Bases 1 to 1356 code for a protein of 451 amino acids.
AUGCACGGAGAGCGGAGCCGCGAUCCGGGGACGCGACGCGAGCACAGUUCCGGCGAGGAGGCCGCGCCAGUGACAGCGAUGGCGGCGGAGUCGGCGCUUCCAGUCGUGGAGAAGCUGCAGGCGCUCCUGGCCGCGAACCAGGACCCCAAGAAAUUAUUGAAAUAUUUGAAGAAACUCUCCACUUUGCCUAUUACAGUUGACAUUCUUGCGGAGACUGGAGUUGGGAAGACGGUAAAUAGCUUUCGAAAACAUGAACAUGUAGGAAACUUUGCCAGAGGUUUAGUGGCCCAGUGGAAGAAGCUGGUUCCUGUUGAACGGAACCCUGAACCUGAAGAACAGGACUUUGAGAAGUGUAACUCCCGAAAGCGCCCCAGGGAUGUUCUCCAGAAGGAGGAGGAGAUGGAGAUGGAGUACCAAGAAAACUGGAAGGCCUCUGGGAGCCGAGCCUCCAGCACUGACCACAGACACAAGAAGCCCAGGAAGCUGUCGGAGCUGGAGAGGCCCCCCAGAGUCUCUCACGGUCACGAGAGAGACCAGCAGUUAGAAAAAUCAUGGGUCAUCUAUCUAUACGAUGGUACCCUGUUACUUACAUCAACUCAGGAAGAGGAAGAGGCCGGGUUUACUGGGCGCAGAAUGAAUUCCAAGAUGCAGGUGUAUUCCGGUUCCAAAUGUGCCUAUCUCCCAAAAAUGAUGACCUUGCAACAGCAGUGCAUCAGAGUGCUGAAGAACAACAUCGAUUCAAUCUUCGAAGUAGGAGGAGUCCCAUAUCAUCUUCUCGAGCCUGUCUUAGAGAGGUGUACGCCUAGUCAGCUGUAUCGCAUUGAGGAGUGCAAUCAUGUAUUAAUUGAGGACACAGAUCAGUUAUGGAAAAUUCACUGUCAUCGAGACUUUAAGGAAGAAAGGCCAGAAGAGUAUGAGUCAUGGCGAGAGAUGUACCUGAGGCUUCACGAUGCCCGAGAGCAGCGGUUACGGUUAUUGACGAAGAACAUUCAGUCUGCACAUGCCAACAAGCCCAAAGGUCGACAAGCAAAGAUGGCCUUUGUCAACUCUGUGGCCAAGCCACCUCGUGAUGUCCGAAGGAGGCAGGAGAAGUUUGGAACAGGAGGAGCAGCUGUCCCUGACAGAAUCAAGAUCAAGCCCGCCCUGGACCUCACAGGAAGCAGCCAUACUUCCUUCAGCAGUGGCAGCAGCAACAGCGCUCAUCCCUCCAACGGCCCAAGUACCAGCAGUGCCCACUUGGCACCUGUGGUCAGCAGCUCUGUUUCCUAUGAUGCAAAGAAACCGGCUGUAAAAAAAAUCGCUCCAAUGAUGGCCAAGACGAUUAAAGCUUUCAAGAACAGAUUCUCCCGAAGAUAA